UUUUUUUUUUUUUUUUAUCUCGUAAAUCCAAUGUCCGACGAGUACAAUCCGUUUGCGGCCGAGGCCAGCGAGCCAGCGCCCGCACCCGCCGCCGCCGCGCCCAAGAACUACUUUGCUGACACCAACACGGCCGUCGUCAAGAAGAAGAAGGAGAAGCCCGCGCCCGCCACCUACGACUCAUCGGCCACCACAAGCACCGCAGGCACAACCUCGUCGUCGUUCGGCAGCAGCAGCUACUCGUCCACCUACGGCGGCGGCUCGCAAUCCGAAGUCGAGCAACUCCGCUCGGCUCUGCGUCUGCGCGACGAGGAAGUGCUCAAGCAACGCGCAGAGAUUGACAAGCUCAAGUCAGACCACGCCAAGGAACUCGUGGUUGCAUCGCGCAAGCCAAACUUCCCCUUCUUCUACCCGAUCGUGUACAUUUCGAUCGCCCACGACAUGCCCGAGCAGACCAUGCGCAACCAGAUUCGCCUUGCCUUGACUCUGUGGUUCUUUAUGAUGGCGGCGUUCAUUUGGGGAUUCCUCUCUGUCAUGAUCCCGUUCUUUGACGGCGACGCGCUCAACAAGUCCGCCGGCUGGGACAACGACACUGCCGCCUUCUUCCUCGCCUUGAUCUGGAUGCUGGCUGGUGUCCCGCUCUCCUUCUACUUUUGGUUUUUCCGUUUGUACACCCUCCACCGCGAUCUUGGCGCCGACAAGACCCCUGGCGUCUCGUACUUUUUCUGGUUCUUCCACGGUCUUGUCAACUUCCUCUGGUGCUGCAUCUACGCGAUUGGGCCCCCGCAAAUCCCCGGCAUGGCUGGCUUUGUCGUUGCCGUGAACAUUUUCAACGCAAGUGAGGACAGCAACAAGCUGUACGCCACCUUCAUUGUGAUUUCUGGCGUCAUCUGGACUGUUUGCGCCGGCUUCUCCCUGCUCUUCCUCCUCUGGAUUGUCAGGUGGUACCGCUCCUCUGGUGGCCGCGCUCCUAAUCAGCGUGAUAUUCAGCGUGGUGUUGUCCAGGCCGCCAUCGACAGCGAAUCUGCCCCGAUUCUCUCCAAGUAAAAAUUUUGGUGGUUGCUGCUCAGGCUGCCAACAACAACCAUUCUUGUUUGAUUGCAAUCUCUUUUUCCCCCCCCCCAUUCUGUUCUGUGUGAUAUCUGUGUGUAUGCUCGUUUUUUUGGUGUGUUGCGUUGCGUUGCUUCUUGGCGGUUGAGGUCAAGAUUAUCGAAUGCUGUGCAUUUUUGACGUGAUUCUCGUCUUCCCCUCAUUACAACCAACAUCUUUUUUUGACCUUUGAGCCUUUUUGACCAACCUAUCAUGCAAUUGCGAUGAAUCGGGUUGAUGCUGAAUCGCGUUG
Molecule: messenger RNA, 1339 nt
Organism: Capsaspora owczarzaki ATCC 30864
Lineage: Eukaryota; Filasterea; Ministeriida; Capsasporidae
Exons: 3
Coding region: 31-1044 (337 amino acids)
Biological process (GO): protein transport
Cellular component (GO): trans-Golgi network membrane; recycling endosome membrane
Source: RefSeq, a predicted model, not a curated record